This is a messenger RNA of Alternaria novae-zelandiae, 1419 nucleotides long. RefSeq lists its product as uncharacterized. The record is from RefSeq and is a predicted model, not a curated record. Lineage: Eukaryota; Fungi; Ascomycota; Dothideomycetes; Pleosporales; Pleosporaceae. The transcript is spliced from 2 exons. The coding region runs from base 1 to 1419 and encodes 472 amino acids.
AUGUCCCAACCACCUCCACCUCCGCCGCCGUCGCUCCCUCUGACAACAUCUUCUCGUCCUGCUCCAGAUAUGACCGAGACCCAGAAACUUCCCAUCUUUUCGCCCCCUGGCUUUCUCGACUACUCCCAUCGCCGACUGCCCCCGCUGGAGAUCCCGCCAGACGCUGUACCACCACGCCCGGAUCACCAGUUCCGCUCCCCCAUCAAUCAACUGCCCUCGAUCCAUGCUGGACUGCCCCCACGACACGACUACCCUCAGCCGUCCUCGUUACAUAGAGCAGCAGCCCCCGUCGAGAAGCUACUGCAGCACUCGAAUCCUUACACCCCACCUAGAUCAGACCCACCAUAUUCUCCCCAGCAAUAUGGUCCCCCCAUCUCACCACGUUCCGAGUUUGACAGCAGAGGGCCGCGAAGACUAACUGAACACCGGUAUCCGUACGAGGAGCCCCGCCACUAUCACCCCAACCAACCCCACAGCCAACACCACGAGCAGCCCUACUCAUCUCUCACUUCACCAGUAGAAGCCUCGCAGCAAAGAGCCUACCCUCCACUGCCCUCGCCUGGGUAUACCCCAAGCUAUGCAUCAAGUAGCACUCCAUUCCGCGGGUCCGUCGGUUCCCAUCAGCACUCACAAUCACAUCGCGGCUCUCUAGCGGCGCCAUUGGGAUCUAUUUCGUAUUCAGAGACCCCUGCGACAGCCCCUCCGCCCCAGAAACAGCAUCGAGCAAUUCCGUUGCCGGGUUCGAUACCACAGCCUGUGUACAACGAACAACUGAAUCUAAACUACGAGCUUCGUGUGCGACAACAACCCAUCGCUGCGCGAGCAUGUGGGUUCGGAGAACGCGACCGCAGGGUGAUUGACCCUCCGCCAAUCAUCCAGCUACUAGUAACGGAUCCGAAGACCGGUGCUGCUGAACAAGAAGAGCUUCGUUACUCGCUCAACGUGGUUCAUUGCACGCUCUGGAACGCAGAAGGGACGAACGAAGAGACGGCACUCAUACAGCCUGACCGACGAACAACGCGACGACUAAUGGGCCAGCUCGUAGCUUCUCCGUCUGUAGCAAAGGAUGAGCAUGACGCCGAGGGUUGCUUUUUCUGCUUUCCAGACCUCUCUUGCCGUACACAUGGCAAGUACCGACUCCGGUUCGUCCUCAUGCGCAUCGAUCCUAUGAACCUCCACGUGGGAGGGUUCUCGCCCAUACUCACCGAGGUCUUGAGCGAUGUCUUCACAGUCUACACAGCCAAAGACUUUCCGGGUAUGCGACCAAGCAGCGCGCUCACCCGGGCAUUGAAGUUACAAGGGUGCAAUAUCCAAGUGAAGAAGGGCAAUGAAAAGGCACUGGCACGCAAACGACUCACCGCGAGCCAAGAACACGACAAUACGGAAGAGGACGAGCUGAAGCGACGGCGCAGAGAAUGA